This is a messenger RNA of Athalia rosae (coleseed sawfly), 1877 nucleotides long. It is a transcript of the gene Hlc, whose product is annotated as probable ATP-dependent RNA helicase DDX56. Gene Ontology annotation, molecular function: ATP binding; nucleic acid binding; RNA helicase activity. The coding region runs from base 93 to 1766 and encodes 557 amino acids. The record is from RefSeq and is a predicted model, not a curated record. Gene Ontology annotation, cellular component: nucleolus. Lineage: Eukaryota; Metazoa; Arthropoda; Insecta; Hymenoptera; Athaliidae. The transcript has 6 exons.
UUCGAAAUCGAUAUGUCAGCGACUGUUGAAAACACAUGUGGCCCACGCUGCAAUUUGUUGGCUGAUGACAUAAGUAAAAAGGAUUUGAAAAAAUGAGUGCAGAGAAUACAAUGGACGUUGAGCAGGAUGAAAACGAAGAAGAUGAGGAAGACAAAAUAAAAAGUUUCCACGAAAUGGAGAUAGAUGAUCGCAUACUUAAGGCUAUUGCAAAGCUCGGGUGGCUAGAGCCAACUUUGAUACAGGAGAAAACAAUACCAUUGUUACUGGCAGGCAAAGAUGUUUUGGUCAGAGCUAGAACUGGUUCUGGUAAAACUGCAGCCUUUGCCGUUCCAAUAAUACAAAAAAUUCUAUCUGAGAAACAAAUGCAGACAAAACAAGAAAUCAAAGCAUUGAUUUUAGCACCUAGUAAAGAACUUUGCAAACAAAUUUAUCAAGUCAUAAUAGAUUUGACGAUAAAGUGUUCAAGAGAAGUUAAAUGUGUGGACAUUAGUCCUCAGUUGGAGCUCAACGCUCAAAAACCAUUACUAGCAGAAAAGCCAGAUAUUGUUGUCGCAACACCUAGCAGACUGCUGCAACAUAUUAAGGCUAAAAAUUUGAACCUGAAACACACACUUCAGACUCUUGUGAUAGAUGAAGCUGAUUUGGUUUUCUCAUUUGGAUAUGAAGAUGAUGUCAAAUCUGUAUUGACUUUUUUGCCUACAGUUUAUCAAGCUGUUCUUGCAUCGGCUACACUUUCAGAGGACGUAUUGUCUUUAAAGAAGUUAGUUCUACACAAUCCUGCGGUCUUAAAAUUAGAAGAACCACCUUUAGCUCCACCCUCUCAAUUAGCACAUUAUACUCUAGCAGCUGAAGAAAAUGACAAAGCAGCUAUAUUAUAUGCCUUGCUUAAAUUGCACUUGAUCAGAGGGAAAACAAUUAUAUUUGUUAAUACAGUGGAUCGGUGUUACAAAUUAAAAUUAUUUUUGGAACAAUUUGGAAUCCCAACAUGUGUAUUGAAUUCUGAAUUGCCAGCAAGUUCCAGAUGUAGGGCAGUAUCACACUUCAACAGUGGGACUUACGAUAUCAUUGUAGCUUCUGAUGAGAAAGCAUUAGAAGAGCCACAUCUACUGAAAGAUAAAAAAACUAAACGUAGAAAAGACAAGGAGUCUGGUGUAGCGCGAGGCAUCGAUUUCCAGUUUGUGUCAAAUGUGAUAAACUUUGAUUUUCCAUUGGAUGUCAAUUCGUAUAUUCAUAGAGCAGGGCGUACAGCCAGAGGUAAAAAUCAAGGCACAGCUUUAAGCUUUGUAGCCAUGCGAGAAAGAGCUCUGCUCGAUGAUAUUGAAGCACAAUUGAAAGAAGGAUAUAACAGAGAAAAUAUCUUUAAAACAUACCAGUUCAAAUUGGAAGAAGUUGAAGGAUUCAGAUACCGAUCUAAAGAUGCCUGGAAAGCUGUGACAAGGAUCGCAGUGCGCGAGGCUAGACUCAAAGAGAUAAAACAGGAGGUACUGACUUGCGAAAAACUGAAGGGAUAUUUUGAAGAUAACCCAAAAGAUUUAAAAUCCCUGCGUCAAGACAAAGCACUGCACACAGUGAGGCUACAACCACAUUUAAAAGACGUUCCGGAAUACAUAGUCCCGAAAACUUUGAAAAGGCUAACGGGAAUCGGCAAAAAAAAGCGAAAAUUUAAUCGGGAUGCCGCUGCAGCUGGUUCAAGUGCCUCAAAGUCGAAAUACAAUGCUAGGGCUUCGAAUCCAUUGAUCAGUCUUAGUUUACCACGAAAAAAAUGACGUACAUCAUGAAGAUAAACUAUCUGUCCCAUGUAUCUAGUUGUACUUGAACUCAAAACAUUGUUAAUAUAAAGAUUUUUCAGGAAAUUCAAAAAGCCAAUUUUGAAUCCA